CCGUCGACGACAUCCACUGUCUUCCCUCGUCUUGAGCCAGCAGCCACAGCCAAUCAUCCUGUCUGCUUGGCAGUGACUCUUUUUUCCAAUAUUGUUGAUUUUCUUCAUUCUUGUAUUGGUUGCAUCGAUUCAUUCUUGUCGUUGUUAUUGCUUUCUGCCGUCGCUCCUUUGUCUACCUCUUUCCCUCUUCCCGCAACGUCCCACUUCGUUGGACCUGGUCGACUUCAUCACUGCGGCGAAGAACUGAUUGCGGCGGACAUCCUGAAAUUAAGGGACGACAUCCAUUGAGUGAAAAAUUGGGAGCAACUUCCUACGGUCGGCUUUCCGUUUUGUACCACUGCGGCUCGGUCGGCGCAUUCUCGUCGAUACAGCAGCUACCUUGGCUUCAGUUUCCGGAAGACCCAGGGGUAUUUGAUUGCCUCCUUUCGAACUUGCUUCUGUCGAGGGCGGCAUUCAUAUGGCAGAGAACAAGCGCCACGGUGUCGGAGUGAAAGCACCAGCGCAAGGUCCCUCGGGUGCAGCUACGAGUGCGGGAAUGGCAGCUGCCAUGGUGCCGUUGGAAGUGGCAUUGAGCGGCGCAAUUGGCGCACGCAUUCGCAUUAGUACUGCACCCCCCACAUCUUCUACGAUCGAGGGCACUCUAUUCACCGCCUGUCCCAUCACAAAUCUCGUUGCUAUCAAUACAGCCGACGGCAAACAGACACAAGCGGGCGAUUACCGCAUUAUCCCGGUAUCGCGGAUCCAGUCAUUCCAGCUCCUGUCUCUUGCUCCCACUGCCAACUCCGCUGAAGGGCCCUCCUUCUCCGAUGCCGUGCCUCCGGUGCAUGCGCUUGACAUUCGAGCCUUGAGGGCUCGAGAGGCCAGCGCCAUAGCUAAAAUGCAGGAGAGCGAAGCGCGGCGUGGAAAGGGUGUCACGAGGGAGGCACAGGAGAUCUUCGAUGCGUUUAGCCGCACAAUGCCGGCACGGUGGGACGGACCCAACAUUGUCGUGGCGGACGCCGUCAUUAUUGCGCCUCCUUAUCAUGUAGAUGAUUGCCGAUCAAUCGUGGCCGGUGAUACGGCUGCUCUGACCAGAGUGCGCAAAGUGCUUGAAAUGGAGCGCAAGAAGAUUGAACUUCGCAAUGCCAGUACGACGAUCGGCACGGCAGGGGCCUUUUCACGCUCUGCAUCGGUCAAGGAUACUCGGAACUCAGCUAGCGCAAGUCCUUCACCCGGGCCGGGUGCUGCUGGGCAGAGGAAAGGCGGUUAACGUGGAUCUGAAUUUUCAGAGGCUUACUCCCUAGGCAUAAUCAAGGCGACGGUAUGUGGGGUGAAACCACCUGUCACGCCAAAAUAGAGCAAGCAUAUUGCAGGAGAAUAGGGCCUUGGACGACAUGAUGCAUUUAACCAGACAGAUAGAAGAAGGUGGUGAUAUGGAAGACGAAAUAUAGCAACGGACAACAACAUACAUUGAAGAGCUCGCCGGAUGCUGAGCUGUCUCAAUUCCUAUGAAGGCAGGGUGGUCGGGGAGGGAAUAGGAUGCAAGUGUCCCUGGCUGGUAGACACUUGCCCAAACCAACCUAAGUGAUCAUACGAACAAUUCAA
This is a messenger RNA of Aspergillus novofumigatus IBT 16806, 1584 nucleotides long. Its product is annotated as anticodon-binding domain-containing protein. Bases 458 to 1249 code for a protein of 263 amino acids. The transcript is spliced from 3 exons. The record is from RefSeq and is a predicted model, not a curated record. Lineage: Eukaryota; Fungi; Ascomycota; Eurotiomycetes; Eurotiales; Aspergillaceae.